AUGCCUGUCGAGGCUGCUCAGUUCCGGCGCGCACGCGACCAUCCUCGCUGGCCGUCGCUCGUCGCCAGCACCGCCGCCUCCGCCUCCUCCCCGCUUCCAGCCGAACAACGGCAGCAACGGCGCAAGCACAUCGCCCAACGGCUCGGCCUCGCUCUAUGCCCACAAUCCCACACCGACGAUCACAACACCUCUUCUUCUCCGAGCGGCGCAGGGGGCUCUGCAUUGGGCCCGAACUACAGCGCGCGCGAGGCGACACUGCGCAACGACUACGCGCAGCACUACGUCGACACGCACUCGCUGCCGUCGAAUGCGGUGCGCAAUCCGGACGCCUCGACGCGCUUCGACGAGUACCCCAAACUGAAGCGGCUGGUGGAGCUCAAAGAUGCGCUCGUCACACGCGCUGCCCAUCCACCCACUUUUCUACACGCCGAUCUUCGUCCCUCGCUGCUGCCGUUUCGCGAUCCACGCACUGUGGGCAAGUUUCACCUCGGCAGCCUCAUCCCCAUCAAGUACGACGUGGUGCUCAUCGACCCGCCGCUCGAAGCGUAUGCGUGGGAAGCCACGCCGACCGCAUCCACGUGGACGUGGGGCGAAAUCGCCGCUCUGCCAAUCCCCAAUCUCGCAGCCAAGGAGAGCUUUGUCUUUCUUUGGGUCGGCAGUGGCGCAGGCGAUGGGCUGGAACGCGGUCGUGAGGUGCUGGCAAAAUGGGGUUACCGAAGAUGCGAGGAUAUCGUCUGCAUCCGAACCAACGCCGAUGGUGCCGAGGUGGAGGCGGGCAGCUCGGUGCUCACUCGGUCGGUGCAGCACUGUUUGAUGGGCAUCAGGGGUACCGUUCGACGCUCGACGGAUGUGCGUUUUGUGCACUGCAACAUCGACACGGACGUCAUCCUCUCCCGUGAGCGGGAUAUGCAGGCUAAACCCCAAGAGCUGUAUCAGCUCAUCGAAAACUUCUGCCUGGGCACGAGGAGGUUGGAACUCUUUGGACGCAAUCGCAACCUGCGUCGCGGUUGGCUUACCGUUGGACUUGAACUCGGACCCGAUUCCCCACAAUGGCCCACGAACGGCCUAGUACCACUGCCCAUACCCGGUCUUGGAAUGCUACAACAAGAUGCGCAUCAAGAUGCGUCGCUAUCGUCUCAUCUUGAGCAGCUCACGUAUGCGCAGGCCUAUGACAAGGCGAGGUACGAUAGUGCGUUUGGGGUGGAUCGACCGGGCUGUGAUCUGCGGGAUCGCAUCAACCUCGUGCCGUUCGACGACGCAGUCGAAGCGCUGCGUCCAAAGUCUCCACCUCCCCGCAUCCGCACGCCUGCACACAGAGGCAUGCCCAACGGCCUCAGCAACAACCCAGCCCUCCAAAACCCCCCGCCGCAUCCUACACAUCCACCACCCCGAACAGCACGAGGUGCCGGACUCUCAGGGCUCGGUGCAGGAGGUCGACGCACUGUCAGCGUCCCCAGCGGAAGCGACACCCUCAGCGGCCCCCAAGCAAGCGUCCUCAAAGCUAAAUCUCUCAAACCUUCCUAA
Molecule: messenger RNA, 1524 nt
Organism: Moesziomyces aphidis
Lineage: Eukaryota; Fungi; Basidiomycota; Ustilaginomycetes; Ustilaginales; Ustilaginaceae
Source: the annotation of a GenBank genome assembly